Molecule: messenger RNA, 1666 nt
Organism: Notolabrus celidotus (New Zealand spotty)
Lineage: Eukaryota; Metazoa; Chordata; Actinopteri; Labriformes; Labridae
Gene: rfc4
Product: replication factor C (activator 1) 4
Exons: 11
Coding region: 225-1301 (358 amino acids)
Biological process (GO): DNA repair; DNA-templated DNA replication
Cellular component (GO): nucleus; DNA replication factor C complex
Molecular function (GO): DNA clamp loader activity; DNA binding; ATP binding
Source: RefSeq, a predicted model, not a curated record
GACGCCGGCGGAAGUGUAUUCCUUAGCCAUGGCGGGAAGACCCUCCUGAUGUAGCGCAUGUCAACAACCGGACCCUGCCUAACAAGACGAAUCUAUAAAGGAUAUCUUUUAGCAUUUCUGCACGCUGUUGCUCCAGCUUUGGGAUAUCGUAUUGUGACUGAGUUCGUGUUAACAGCUGUUGUUGCACAGGGUGUUUCUGCUGCUCUGACCAAAUCCAAGAGAUCAUGCAGGCGUUUCUGAAAGGAACAACUGUCCAGUCGACCAGACCUCAGAAAGACAAGUCAGCAGCAGGGACCAGCUCAGAGAAGAAAGCCAAGGCAGUUCCCUGGGUAGAGAAAUACAGGCCAAAGUGUGUUGAUGAAGUGGCCUUUCAGGAGGAGGUGGUAGCAGUGUUGAAGAAGUCUCUGGAAGGAGCAGAUCUUCCAAACUUGCUUUUUUAUGGACCUCCUGGAACAGGAAAAACCUCGACCAUCUUAGCUGCUGCCAGAGAACUUUAUGGUCCGGAACUGUACAGGCAGAGGGUGCUGGAGCUCAAUGCCUCUGAUGAACGAGGUAUCCAGGUUGUCAGACAGAAGGUCAAAACCUUUGCUCAGCUCACUGUGGCUGGCACUCGCUCAGAUGGAAAGUCUUGUCCUCCGUUCAAAAUCAUCAUCCUGGAUGAGGCGGACUCAAUGACGGGACCGGCUCAGGCUGCUCUCAGACGGACGAUGGAGAAGGAGUCCCGAACCACUCGCUUCUGCCUAAUUUGUAACUACAUCAGCAGGAUCAUUGAGCCUCUGACCUCCAGAUGUUCCAAGUUUCGAUUCAAACCACUAGCCAAUAAGAUCCAAGAGGAGCGCCUGCUGCAGAUCUGUGAAAAGGAGAAUCUUAAGUUCACUACAGAGAGUAUAGCAGCAUUGGUGAGGGUGUCCGAGGGAGACUUGCGGAAAGCCAUCACCUUCCUUCAGAGUGCUGCACGCCUCAACGUGGACAAGGAGAUCACAGAGCGCUGCAUCACUGAGAUCGCUGGGGUCGUUCCUCAAAAAAUGAUCGACAGCUUGCUCCAGAUCUGCUUCAAAGGGACGUUUGAGAAACUAGAGGUUGCAGUCAGGAACAUGGUGGAUGAAGGCUAUGCAGCCACACAGAUCCUGAGUCAGCUCCACGAGGAAAUCAUAGAGCACGACAUGAGUGACAAGCAGAAGUCAGCCAUCGCAGAGAAGAUGGCGGUUGUGGCGAAAUGCCUGUCGGACGGUGCAGACGAGUACCUGCAGAUGUUGAGUCUGUGCUCAGUCAUCAUGCAGCAGGCCUCCCAGAACAACUAAAAAUUCUCUGAGAGAAUGACAACAUCACCUCCAGUGGGACCAGCAGCCUCACUGAGACAUUAGCACUUCCCUCAGAUCCUUCUGGGUUUGUUCACAGCUGCUGUUUAAGACUUCCUUCUGUGAAUCCAGGAUGGCAGUGAUGUUUGCUGUCAGAAAGAACUAAUGGGUGUCUCUUUCUGUAAUUUGAUGUAUCCCUCUACUCUAGAAGAAGCACUUGAAAGCUAAGUGAACAUGCUGUCCAAACCUCCGCUACUGUUGAAAAACCAAGCACAUGCAUCUGUAUUUCUUCUCAUUUACUUCACUUACCAACAGAUCUUUGUACAGUUUUGCAUUUUGGAAAAUAAUAAAUAGAUUUUGUCUUUUCA